Messenger RNA from Ananas comosus (pineapple), 654 nucleotides. RefSeq lists its product as uncharacterized. The transcript has a single exon. The record is from RefSeq and is a predicted model, not a curated record. Bases 85 to 477 code for a protein of 130 amino acids. Lineage: Eukaryota; Viridiplantae; Streptophyta; Magnoliopsida; Poales; Bromeliaceae.
UCAAACCCCCAAAUAAUUAAUAAAGAGUACUAGAAGAGUUUUCAAAAGAAAUUUAAGACAAAAAGGGAAAGGAAAGAGAAAAGCAUGGAAGAGUUGCAUGAGUGGGAGGUGAUGUGGCCGGACAGCGAUGAUCGCCAUCCGCCGAGCGCAUCGGACGGCCGCGCAUCGUCCGAAAUGAAGGCCCGUGUGCGGGGAUGUUCGACCACCGCGGCGAUGGAUAUCCCGAAUAGGGUGAGGAUGUUGCAGGGACGGGAUGUCCGGCGUGAGGAGAAUAAUGAUAAUGACAAUGAUGACAAUAAUGAUGCAGAUGACACGGAGUUCACUCCGCCGCACAUUUUGACGUCCCGCAGAAGCGGAGGCGGCACGAGGAAGGUCGCAUUCUCGCUGUGUUCGGGGCAGGGGAGGACGCUCAAGGGCCGCGAUUUGAGCUACGUUCGCAAUUCGGUGCUCCGAAUGACCGGAUUCCUGGAGGCAUAACGUUUGCCGGAGAUUUUAUUUUUUAUUUUUUUUGGGGGAGGGAAAAGAGUGUUGUAAUUGGUAAAUGCUAGUGGAGUUUAAUUGAUAUGAAUUAACGAAGAAGUUGAUAGUACGAUGAUGUGAUGUUAUUAACAAAACUGAUUUUAAUUUUAGUGAAUAAAUUUAGUAAAUUUGGUC